AUGAAUGAUUAUGUAACUAUUACCAAUGAACAUUUAUAUGUCCAGCAUGAAUUUAUUCAGCCACAAUUUAUUUACAUACAUUUUAAAAUAUUGCCAAAAUAUGGUAAACUAUACUAUUCAUAUAAUUCAUUUAAACAAGAGCAUGAUAUUUUGACACCUGAAUGUGAAACAUUGUAUAAAGUCACACAAAAUGAUGUCAAUCUGAAAAGGCUCAGAUAUUUUGCAAAUAAUGUUGAUGGAAGCAAACAAGAUCCUAAUAUAGCUUUAUACGAUUCGGUUACAUUUGAGAUUUAUCAAAAUGAAUAUCCUAAUCUACAAAUGAAUAAAUUAAGCGGUGUUUUACAAUUUCAAAUCAUACUGAACAACAUUAUGCUGAACAAUUCAGUACAAUUAACUCUGUUACAAAAUGAAACAAAAUUAUGGCUUAAUACAGAAAUGUUACAAGUCCAAUCAAAUAGAUGGAAAAACUAUCAACACGAUUACCAAACAAAUCACUUUACAUUCUUCCAUAUCAAACAACUGCCUAGUUAUGGCAAAGUAUUCGUAGAUACAAUCCCUAUACAUAGAUUCAGCUACACACAGUUAGAACAGAACCGAGUAUAUUACGAGAAGACAAAUUUCUCAUCACCACAUGAUUCAUUUACCAUUGCAAUAAAAAAAUCCGUCUGCGGAACGUCUUUGAGAACUCGAUCAAAUAUCUUUGAUUGGCUACCUGAUGAAUUAUCUAGCGAACACUCUUCGUACAUGACUCUUACCGUGAGUAUAACUGUACAGUCGUUGAUUUCCUUUGACACACUUUAUGUUACUCCUGGGAAAAUGACUAAAAUUAAUGCAGAAAACUUGGAAAUAAGUAAAUUCCAUGAACUUUUGCAUAAAUAUAACAUUCCAAACCAAAUAUCAACUAAGAAUAAUCGUAAGGUCAUGUCAAUCACAAUGUUCACAUUUCCAACUGGAACGAUGUUAAAAUCAGGGAGAUUUUAUAUUAAUAACCGAUUAGUUAUUUCAAGUGGUUAUUUAAAUGAUAAACUAACUAGUUCUAUAGGUAUCAGUUUACAAGAUUUCCUAUCAAACAAUGUUUAUUUUGAAGCAUAUCAAAUACCUAAUGAAAGUAUAAAAAUUUAUGAAGAAACUAUUCCAUAUAUAUUCACUUUAGGAACAUUUUAUACUCCACAAAUGUACUUCAUCACUUCAGAUCCUAUUUUUGUACAACCAGGUUAUGGUGAUUUAAAAAUUUCAAUAAAAAACUUUUUAUUUCCCACAACAGCUAAUAAUAGCUUCACUAAUAAUGACAGUAUAAAUCGAAGUGUCUCAAUUUCAUCACCUUCAAUAGUAUCGUCGACAAGUAAGCUAGAUAUGAUCAAAAAUAUUUCCAGAUAUUCUGGUACUGGAAGAAUCGCAUUUACAGUUGCAGGACUUUCCCUAUCUUUAGCAUUUAUAUCAGUUGUAAUAAUAUGUUCAAUCGGUUGUUGCAUAUAUAAACGUAAGAAUAAAACAAGUAAAAAGAUUAUAGGUAUGUCGAACCAAUCAGCAGAAAAAGUAUCUACUUCUUUUCCAUUGACAAUGACCACAUUAACAAGAGAAACUGUGAAUAGUCCAAAUAAGUAUAUACUGAAGUCAAAUCAUGACUCCAUCGAAUUAUGCUCAGUUCAUGAUAUAAAUGAUAGUGAGAAACUUCAUUCCGAUGAAGGAGUUAACAAUCUUACAUCGUCAAAUCAAUCAUCGAGAGUCACAUUUGAUAACAAAGUUGAUAUUAAUCGUAUCAUUACUGUAGAACCCUCCGUGCAAUCAGCACAAGACUUUUCGUGCAAUUGUGAUUUUAGUGGAGCAGUUGUUUACUGGACAACAGACAUGGAAGCCGCUAGUGCUAUACCGUCUAUCAGCUGUCAAAGUGAUAAUAAUUUUUCCAAUUGUGGUAAUUAUUACACUAAUCAUGCGUUUCAUUUGAUUUCUACAAACGAUAAAAUAAUAUCACAACCACCAAUAUUAUCUUCUCCAAUACCAUCAAAUAUUUUGCGAACGCAACAACAUACAGCACAGCUUUCUAGUCCCGUUCUUCUUGCUCAGCUUCCUACGACUAGUUUGAAUUUACCACAUUUAACAUUCUUUUCUCCAUCUGAAGCGGCCAAUCAAAUUAACAUGAAUGUUAUUCCAUUGGAGUCACAGUUUCUAAAUGCCAGCAAAGUCGAGAAUGAUAAAAAUAAUUCGAAAAGGAAAGUCGAAAAUAUACAAAUUAGUUCUGAAAUUCCCGAUCAAGAUAAUUUAAAAAGUUUUGAUAAGGUGACUGAAUCACGGUGCAAUGAUUCUUUGUGUAAUGAAAGUCAGAAGUGUAACAGUACAAAUACACCAUUGAUUUGCAUUCAAAACAAUGUAUAUGGUAAAUAUUUUGAUGUCAGUCAUAUGAAUGAAGUAAUUUGA
Schistosoma mattheei is the source of this 2415-nucleotide messenger RNA. Lineage: Eukaryota; Metazoa; Platyhelminthes; Trematoda; Strigeidida; Schistosomatidae. The record is from the annotation of a GenBank genome assembly.